AUGAUACCGGAUGCCAAAGAAGGUGAAAUUGAAGAAGAUUUAGAACCCGGUGAAUUAUUGGACAACCUUUGCUAUCCAUCACCUACCCCUUCCAUGAUCGAGUUAUCUAUCCUUACUAGGCAACAAUCUCUGAAUCGGGACAAAUCUGCUAACCCAAAUAAGGACUUAUCUACUUCACAAGAUGCACCCUCUUUUUCUGACUCCAACUGCAAACAUGACUCGACUCAGGACUCCUCUCACGGUCUCUACGCUUCCGAUUAUGACUCAAUGUAUCAAGAUGACUCGGGAACUUCUCAAUUCAAUGCGACAGCCCAUUAUGGUCAUAUUUCCACACCACCUUAUGAUUCCACACAUGAGGCCCCACAAAUAGAACAGCCACCAUCACCAUCUGUCAAUCCGUCCAUCAAAUCCCACACUUCAGACAAUAACGACCCACAUGAAGAAAAACCAGCUGACGACAAUCCAGAAAUGGAACAAUUGAGCUCACCUGAAGUAGAAGCUAUUCAAUUCUCUUCUGACAAUACUCACCUUAUGGCUAUGGGAAUGCUCAACCCCCACUUGCGCUUUGAAGACUGGAUUCUAUACGACGCCACUUACUCUUCUCCUACUCGUGUUGUUUCUGACCAAAUAGGAACGGCCUUUGUCCAUUAUGUUUAUCUGCAGAGAGACAGCCAUAUAAACUUGAAAACGACUCCAACUAUUCUACACUUCAGUCGCACUGGUAUCUCAUCUCAAUCUAACCACUCUGCUUCAGUCAGUGCCUAUCCAAUGGGCCAACGUCACUCAGCAUCCUGGACUCAUUUUAAUCCCCAAUCCAUUCGCUCUCAAAACGCUUCUUCUAUUCCCCAACCUCAUUCCCGAAGUUCUGCUCUUCCAGAAACGCCUCUUUUGAUUAUGAUUCACCAAGAAACACGUGUAUCAUUGACGGUCACCGCAAAUGUAGAUGAGCAUCAUCGAGGCCUGAAAGCUUUGGUACAUCCUCUGCGAGUAGCCCAUGACAGCCCGAAAGAGCCAUUAAACGAAGAUGAAGAAGAGCUACGAAUCACCCAAAAUGGCAAAGAGGUCGACCACAAUUCUUCCCUUUUACCUCUUCCCAUAACCAGCACAAUGCACGAAUCGCGAGCUUCAAAUAUGGACAAUGGAAAUGAAUGGUACUAUCAGUAUGGAGAGAAAAGUCCCUUUGGUAUUGACAACACGGAAGAACAUCCCUUGGACGCCAACACAUUGUACUGA
Psilocybe cubensis is the source of this 1233-nucleotide messenger RNA. RefSeq lists its product as uncharacterized. The transcript has a single exon. The coding region runs from base 1 to 1233 and encodes 410 amino acids. The record is from RefSeq and is a predicted model, not a curated record. Lineage: Eukaryota; Fungi; Basidiomycota; Agaricomycetes; Agaricales; Agrocybaceae.